AUGCAUGGAGUAGAUGCUCUCCCUUUUGUUGAUUUCAUAGAUAUCGAAGAAAUCGAUCUUCUUCUGAUAACCCACUUUCAUCUCGAUCAUUGCGGUGCACUUCCGUGGUUACUGGAGAAAACUGGAUUCCAAGGAAAAUGUUUCAUGACUCAUGCAACAAAAGCAAUAUACAGAAUGCUACUGGGGGAUUAUGUCAAGGUUGCCAAAUACGGCGGUGGAAGUGAUCGUAGUAUGUUAUACACUGAUGAAGACCUAGAAAGAAGCAUGGAAAAAAUUGAGGUUAUCGAUUUCCACGAACAAAAAGAGGUUAAUGGAAUCCGAUUUUGGCCAUAUGUUGCUGGUCAUGUGCUUGGUGCCUGCAUGUUCAUGAUCGAAAUAGCGGGUGUCCGAGCGUUGUACACGGGUGAUUUCUCGAGGCUGGAAGAUCGGCAUCUAUGCGCAGCUGAAUUGCCAACAAUUACACCUGAUGUUCUCAUUUCGGAAUCAACUUACGGUACACAAAUCCAUGAAGAACGGAGUGAGCGUGAGAAGCGUUUCACGCAGAUGGUACAUGACAUAGUUGGGCGAGGAGGGCAUGCAUCAUCGCUUGCCAAGAAGUGUAUGGCUGUGUAUCAGACAUUCGUUAGUGGGAUGAAUCAGCGCAUCCAGAAGCAAAAUAGCGGUUCAGACAAUCCUUAUUGUUUGUUAAACACGUCGACAUAUGAGGACCAUGCGUUGUGUUGGCUAGUCCUGGUAUGUUGCAAAAUGGUCUCAGCAGGGAGCUAUUCGAGAAAUGGUGUACGGAUGCCAAGAAUGGGUUGUAUUAUUGCCGGCUAUUGCGUCGAAGGUACACUCGCAAAGCAUAUUCUUUCCGAACCUGAAGAAAUUGUGGCUAUGAACGGUGAUCGUCUACCGAUGAGGCUACAAGUAACGUCGGGUAUAUCGGUCUAUUCUGCUGCACACACGGAUUUCCAACAAACGCUAGCAUUCGUGAAGCAGCUGAAGCCUCCGCACAUG
Molecule: messenger RNA, 996 nt
Organism: Ostertagia ostertagi
Lineage: Eukaryota; Metazoa; Nematoda; Chromadorea; Rhabditida; Trichostrongylidae
Source: the annotation of a GenBank genome assembly